GACUGCGCGUCCCUUGUUUUUUUAUUUUCCAAGAGAAGGAUUCUAUCGCGUGUGUUUGAUAGGGUUUUAUUGCCUUGCAAUGCGUUCUACCCUUUUUCGUCACAACAUUAUAAAGGAAUAUACAAAUAGCUGUGUGAUUACUCUUGAGAAAGAAUUUUAGAUUCCGAGUAUUGGAAACAGACAAACUAUUUACUAUCGGCUAUUAAUUAAUUCGUGGACGCCUACUGGAAUUUGAAGUUUCAAUAAAAAAACAAUCUACGAGUGUGAGGAAAUAUUUUCGUUUAACGAAUAAAUUCCUCUCGCGCGAGAGUGACAUUUACUCGUGACAGACGACAAAAUAUGACGGAAACGAAAAUGAACAAUUUAUUCGCGCCGUAUCGGGAAUUAAUUAAAAUCAAGUCGACUUUCGUAUCUUGUUGCCCCGAGCCGGCAAUGUGGAGGCUUUGAAGCUUCUCAGCCUCUAUGAAAUUUAAAUUAGGUGUCGUUGCGUUUAGAUCGUAGCGAUCGAUAGGAAAACCACGGAGUUACGUCCAGAAUCCCGGCCAUAAUUACGAUAACGCUUAAUGCGGACGGAUGUAAGGAAAAUGCGCUACGACGGCGGCGGCGGCGGCCUUAUCGGCACAAUCGCUCCUAUUAGCAAAGUUCUCAUCAAGCGAAUCCAUUGCCGAUAUUAUGCACCGUCACCGUCAUCCCUGUCACUGUCAUUAUAUCGCUGCACGGUAUCUCGAGUAUCCCAUCUGCCUGUGCAUGACGACAAAGAGAGCCAUUAUCACUCGUUGCGUUUAUCAUCGUCUAUCCUACAGUUGGCAUGCGCUAGCAUAUAGACACGUCUCGCCCGGGAACGCACGAUGCCUAUCACUUCUCUUUCUCUCACGUUUUUCACGCAUGCAUACGCGCGCAUCGCACGCACGAACGCAUACGCGUGCGUGGAAAUGUCAUAUACAGAAAGCGCGCAUUUCUCGAACGUAAAACCUGCACUCUCAUGACGACUGAGGAACAAUUCAGCCGAUUGUUUGUUUGGAAAGCGGAGUAAGUCUAGUGGGGCUUGUUACAAUUGAUAUGCCCUAUCAACUUACGCAAUUGUAUAAUUGUUGAACGUUUAAAAUUAAAAUUAUAAAAACGUCUUAAUUAAGUUAUUCUUACGCUCUUGAAAAGUUCUAUUGUUCGCGUAUCGUAGAACGCAAGUUUCCAAACAAACUCUCAUUUCGAUCGAACGAACGGACGAUUUCAGACUGGAGCAACUGGACGAAAAAGGAAUUAAACUCGUAUAAAUCUCUGUCGACGAGAUUAUCUUGAAUAUUAAAAGCACAGCUUUGCUUGGCUUACAGGUCGGUGAUCGGGUCUACGGGUGUGCUCGUGAGAGCAGGAAAGGGGAAAAGGGGAAGAUAAGAUCGGGGGUGAGAACGCUCUUCGGGGGUAGGGUGAUAAAAAAAAAGUGUAAGCACAAAAGCACGAAACGGGGCUUGGGGCGAACGAAACGGGAAACGGUGUCCCUAGCCGGUCGUGUGGUAUGAUCGGGAGAAAAGGUUGAGAGGCAACAUGCUCACGAUACAGCGCUCGGAAUUGCUAAGAGGGGGAGAAGGCUGCAACCCUCCCGGCACGCAUUUACUACCCCCCGUUGCGCCCAGGGCUUCCGUCUCCGAGCCCGGCGAGAGGAGCGUCUCCUUCAAUCGAGACGUCCACGUGAAGAGGAUCGGACGUGGUGCACCGCGCGUAACCGCGGCUCUCGUGGGCGAUGGAGAAGGUAGGUUGAUCGCCACCCCGGUCCGCAAGGAGAACAUCGCCCAGAAGAGCAAGGAGGAUCUCGCACAGGAGGCGGCCCUGGUCCUGCAGCAAGCGGGCAGCCUUCACUGCGUGGCGCACGACAAUCGACGCCUGCCCGGUCGCUUCAGCACCCUGCCGGCGCGUCGCAACAAGAAACGUCCCGACCUGCCGAUCGAUGUGAGAUCCCGCCGCGGUAGCGAGGAGAUCGGCGCUACGACCGCGAAUGCGGACCUCGACACACCGCGGGCCAGGAAGAAACCACUGGAGAGGAGCGCCAGCGAUGCCAGCGCGAAGAAGCUGAAGGCUUCGCUCGCACGAUUCUUCUCGCCGAGUUUGGAGAGGCGCCGAAAGCCGGUCGGCCGUAGCGCGAGCGACGCGGGCUCCUGGACGCGCAGCGGUGCGCAACGCAAGCGGAGCGGCAGCGAGAGCGAGGGCUCGCACCUGAGUACCGUCAGCCAGCGAGAGAAAAAGCAGCUAUCGCCGAUAAUCGAGUCGUCGCCGCACGUCAAUCAGCAGCCGUUCCACUUUGGCACCGCGACCGCGGAUCGCGAGAACAACAAUCGACCGGAGCCGAAGAAGCCCAAGAAACAGGAGGAGCGAACGAGUCCAACUAUCGAUGUCGACGAGGUGAUAUCGCGAGGCGACAUCGAGGCGAGAGAGACGAUCGAGGAGACGACCGAAGUACGCACCGACGAGCCCGCCAGUAGAUCGUCCAGCCGAGAGGCCAAGGUGAUCGAGCAUCACAUAUUCGUCGAGGGUAGAGACGACGAAGAGAAGAAAGAGACCGAUCAAAAGUCCGCGGGGACCAGCCGUACCCCGUCGCCUCCGAAGGAAUCGAAACACGGGGGAGACGAAGUCGACAAAGCGGGCAUGCUACACAGCAGUCGCUACGAUCUUCAGAAACGCAACAACGGAGAGUCCACUAUUCACAAGAUGAUCCACCGACUGUCCAACGACCGUUCACCGCCGCCGCAGUUGACCAGGACGAUGAUGUCGCCGUCGCCGGGAUUCGGUCACAACAACAAUCGGCCGUUCUCCUACACCAGACCAAACGACUCCUGUAGCCCGCCGCCGCUGGCGCAGACCAACGUGAUUUACGCGCAAGUGCAGCCGGACAAGAAGAAGGCCCAGCGGAGCCAUUCCGACAGCGACGAGGGCCUCGGUCUCGAGAGGAAGGACUCCUCUCGCGAGAACAGUCCCGCGGAGAAGGAGUACCGCAGGACCGACUACUCGUACAGCAAUGAUCUGCGUCGCAAUAAUGAGAUCAACGCCUUCAAGUCGAGAUACGAGGAAGACCGCAAGAGUAGCAGCCCCUUCAGCAAACACUUGGGCGGCUCGAAGGACUUCAUCACGAGGACCACCGAAACCACGAGGCGUCACGAGUUCGACGAGAUCGACAGGCGUCUCUAUGACAAACCUGAAAAAUACACCUCGACCGUGUUCGUGGACACUUCCGGACGAGGUAGGGCCGACGGUAUGGAUGCCAGACGACGGGACAGCGGCGAGCUGUCCUCGAGGCAGAACGAGAGCGGGAUCUCGCAUAAAACGUCCGAAUUGAGCGCCCGGCGAGAUCUGCUGGAGUCCAGGAUCAAGUCGAGGCUGCUGGCCGACGAGAUGUUCGCCGCCAAGAACAGCGCGAACGUGCCGGUAAAGAAGUCGAGCGAGCACGAGAUAAUCGACAAGCCGAUAGUGCCGUCGCCAGUCACGCCGAAUCGGAUCGCGUCGCCGAAACGAUACAUGGACACCUACAUCACGGAGACGCGCACCAACAGCAACGGCGAGAAGUACAUCUUCGAGAAGGAGAUACACGAGGACAACGGCAAGGUGUACGGCUACGAGAAAAAGAUCACCAACAAACUCCCGACGAACGGCUACCUCGACACGAAACCGAAGAACGGUUAUACCGUGGAAACCAAGACGGACAAAUACGGCGAUAAGUACAUCGUGGAAACGCGAACGCAUGAGGGUUACACCGACGAUUUCAAGCCGUUUCUCAGCGAUCGGAGCCGAAGCAGCCCCGAGGAGAGAUUUCAGACCACCAGAAACGGCGGCAGCCCGUACAAGUCCCCGCAUUAUCUGCCUGAGGGAACCUCCACGACGACAAAUCACUUCCGCAGCGAGUCACGAGAGAACGAUGAGCUGUCGUCGCCGAUCAUCGCCAAAAAAUUGAACGAGCGCAAGUUCUCGAAGAGCGACGAUUUCCUGGACCGCGACAGCCGGCCGAUCAAACGGGACGCGUAUCUGCCGAAGACGAAGAAGCCCUUCGAGUCGAUCCGCGGUAUGAGCAAGUCGACGCAGCGGUUGGACGAGGUCGGUGAGAACGCGAGGGUGCGAGCGCUCAGGAGCGAGUACACCACGAGGUCGCACGAGAAUUUGAGCAGCCGCCCGGGUUACGUUAGUGCGCGAGACAUGAGACGCCCGACCGCGUUGUUAGAUAGCCCGACGAUAAACGGGCGCAAAGAGAGAUCGCCGUUCGCGAAGCAUCACCUGGACAGUCUGCGCGAGGGCCCGAACGACGACUACGACACCGAUAUCUCGCAGAUGACCAGCAGCCAGCUGGAGUCCAAGUUCUACAAGGAGACGCGCACCACGCAGAGGUACACGAGCGGCAACAAGCAUCCGAUCCACGACGAUUACGACAGCUCGCCGCCGCGGAUACGCACCGAUCGCGGCGGUUACAAUUCCAGCCGAUACGACUCGGACACCACCGCCAGGGACUCGAUACGUUGCGAGACCCGCUACGACGAUACGCGCGCCACGAGGAAGGAGCAUCGCAAGCUGGACGACGAUCCGAAGAAACCGUUGAGACGAUCGCGCAAUCGGCUGGACUACUUCGACGAUUCCGACAGUCCGCGCGGAAAGGUGUCGUCGGUCAGUCGCUUGGAGACGUUCACCGAGGCCCCGACCAGACCGCCUAGGACCUAUCACGAGGGCAAGUCGCGGCACGCGAGGCAGGAGGUGCGAGGACACACCGAGCGCCGUCAUCGCGAAACCAGGCUGAGCGAUCCGGAUCGAAAGGAUCGGCUGGCCGAUUCCGGGAUCGAGAACGAUUACAGGAGGGACUCGCAGGAGGCGGACAGGCGCGAGCAGCUCGAGUCCGAGGACGAGGGUUUCGUCAACCGACAGUUUAUCAAGCACGAGCGACGGCACACCGAUCGCAACAUGAACCUGACGCCGACGUCCGAGCAACGCAAGUACGACAAGUACGCGAGCGACUCGUCGUCGAAGCCGCCGCUGGUCACCGCGAAGCCGCCUUCUGGCGCCGCCGACAAGAAGUACGAGAAGAAGGCGGCGAAGAAGAGCGGCACCAUGAGCAAAGUCAAGCAGCUGUUCAGCAAGAAGGAGAAAAAGGCGAAGGAGGAGAAGAGCAAGAAGAGCGCGAGGAGCGGCAGCAGCGGCGCCUUGACCGACGACGAGGUGACCAUGAGGUAUCGGGAGUACCGCGGGUAUCAGCUGAGGAGCGCCAAGAGCGCGCGGGAUUUGGGCAGCGACAUCAAUCAGGAGGAUUAUAGUCAACGCAGACGCUUAUCGACACCUAGUGGCAGUCCGAGCCCUCCCAGACCGACCAGACUCUCGAGAUCUACCGGCACUCUCACCAGAGAGGAAGAGUCCUUCUGCGAGUCCAGCAACACCCUGACCAGGGACAACCAGGGCCAAGAGGCGGAGAGGAAGGGCUGGUUCAAGUCCCUCUCGAGGAAGAACAAAUCCAAUGCUGCACCGGUGGAUAAAAAGCCGAGAAUACCCGAGAGCGAGAUCUUGACGACCGGCACCGAGGAUGAGGAAGCUUCCUCUGCGCCUGAACGAGUUUCCGUGCAAAAGAAUCUCCGCUUCUUCGGCGAUACGGAUCAGGAGUCCGUCUCGUCCAACAGAGACCGCAGAAAUAAACGAAUUGACGACCACGCCCGCUCGAGGCAUGAUGUCACGAAUUCGAAUCGCCAUUUGGGUAUUAUAUCAGCCCCAAGAAAAUCUUCGAGACUCGCUGAAAGCGCAUUGUCUUCGGGCGAGAGUACAACGGGCGAUAGCAGCCAGCAAAGUCAAAACUCUCAGAGAUCGCAAAGAUCUGUCGUGUAUCUUCAUGCUGCUACAGUCGGCGAAAUACCAGGCCCGAACGAACGACGCCGGGCGGCGAGUCGCGAGGAGUUAAAUCGACCGUUGCAAUCGCACACGAGAACGGUGUCGAGGAGCGUGAGCGUCCUUGCUCCGUGGAAGCCGCGACAUUAUAGGGAACCGUUCGAGAUCAACUACGAUCAGCAACAGCACGCGAAACCGAUCGCGACCAUGAGACGCAGGCAACGAAGCCGCGAAACCCUCAGCCGCCGAGGAAAGGAAGCUCGGCGAAGCAAGGACAAUCUUUCUAAGACAAGUACGAUCAAUCGCAGCACGUUAAAAUCGAAGGACAAGCAGAAAGUGGAUAGAACCGUUUCCACGGAAUCGCUGGCCACCAAAUCGCGAGGCAUAGGCUCCAAGGUGGAGCUGAACAGAUCCACGUCCGUGCCCCGUGACCCGAACAAGAGCGCGGGAUGGUUCAAGCUGAAGAGCAAGAAGUCCCGCGCCUGAAUUGGGCGGCCAUUGAUCAAUGCUAGUCUCGAGUUUCAUAAGUGUAAUUCGUAAUUUCGUAGGCGAUUAAUAGGUGUCGGAUAUCCGACGCGCGCUGAUUAAUAACGACGCGACUUAUCGAUAAUAUACACCUUUUAACACGCACGUCGCGCGAAUGUCGAUCGCGACCGCGCGAGUUUUUAAUUUUUUUUUUUUUUUUUCCUAACCGAGUAGCAUACGAUUGCGGUAACGACGUGUAAAUCAACUUGCUGUCAACACGUUGAUCGAUUUCGCGACUUCAUGGAAUUUCUGCGCUACCUAAGACACAAAGUUUUAAUCCCCGCAAUAGAUACAUAUAUACGUAACAGAAUAAAAACAAUUAUCCAAAUAUUCAUAGGCGCACGCGAAGAAGCUUCGAACCUCAGUUAUUCGUCAAAUUAAUUAUCUAUUGUUAUACUCUUCGCGCAUUAAAUAAAUAACGUUCUUCAAAACAAGGAAGAUUAUGGUCGAAUGUAAACUCUUGAGAAGUGUAAUAUUAAAUACGAAUACGAAUUCUGAUUAUUCUAAAAUGAAAAGAACCUUCUCAAUAUGUCGAAUAUAUGUUGCAUUACUUUAAUAGCUUUCUCUCUGCCAAAUUUAACGGAUUAAAUUUGUUGCGAAUGACGAGAAUGCGUUUAUAAUAUAUCGUGAAUUAACAUUUCAUUGUGUGUUAACUUUUUGUUCCUCCUUCGGGACUCGACAAAAUAUGCUUUUAUCUCAUUCGACACUUUUCAUACUUUCACGUAAAUAAAUCCCAUGUGCGUUGUGCAUCUCAUGAAAAAUUAACGCGUCACUUUAUUCUACCGUGAAUCAAAGUGCCAUCUUCAUUUUUCUACAUUCCUAUAGUGUAUACACUCCUCGUUAAUGAAUCAAAAAUCCCCCCCCCCCCCGAUAAUAUAUAUUCCGUAACGAACAAUGUAAACUUUCUUUAUACAAACGCUAGUGUGAUGAAGAAAUUCAAGAAAAAAUAUUUUCCAAAUUUUAUCUCGACAUGUAAAACGGGCAGUUACGUAUAGCGAUAUCUACUGAACGUUUCCCCUAUGCAUAGAUCAAUCUCGUCUUUGCAUGCUUAUUGUAUAUAUAAACACUUGUGUUGAUAAUCAUAAUUCUUAAUCUAUUUUUACUAGGAGACCUUUUGUGUUUUCAUUUAAAUAUAUAUAUAUAUAAAUAUAAUUCUUGUCUCUGUACAUUCAUGGAUCACAGAUUACACAUACACUGUUGCGAAAUUUCCACGUUCGAGAGACACCUUCGUCACUUUUGAUAACAGUGUAGAAGAAAUAUAAAACGCGCGACGCUAGACAUUAUCUGUUGUAUACUGUGAUACGCUUUUGCGUGUGGACAAAGAAACAAGUUAAAUAUGGCGACAUAGUCACCCUGCACCAUAAUUACUACUUCAUUUCCUACCCGGUGCUAUUCUACGUGUGUGUGUGUACAUAUGGAUCAUUAAACGAUAUGCAUGUAAAUAUCAUGAAUAUAUAUCGACGACAUUGUACGGAAUUACGAAUAAAACUCAUUACCUAUUAACACAGACAUUGCUCCUCUUUGUAAGAUUGCGUUAAACGCAGAAACCCGAGAACGAGUUAUAUCUUGUAACAAGAUUAAUAAACGCAAUGAUAUAAA
Molecule: messenger RNA, 7959 nt
Organism: Wasmannia auropunctata (little fire ant)
Lineage: Eukaryota; Metazoa; Arthropoda; Insecta; Hymenoptera; Formicidae
Gene: blo
Exons: 7
Coding region: 1540-6321 (1593 amino acids)
Source: RefSeq, a predicted model, not a curated record